AUGAUCGGUAAAUUACAUCUAUCGAAAAGAACGGUACGAAAUGGUAUCAUAUUGAUCACGAUAAUCGGAUUAAUUUAUGGAUUCUGGUCGACUUAUGGGAUCGAAGAUAGAAUUGCCGAGUUAAAACCAGAACCAGAAUCAGAACCAAAAUCAUCGGUACAGGACGAGAAACCAGUUGAAAAGUUUUAUACUGAUGAUAGGGGUAAUGAUAUUAUACUUUCUUUGGUGCGAAACGAGGAAUUGGAUGGUAUGUUGCAAUCAAUUAGACAAUUCGAGAGACGAUUCAACAAGAAAUACCAUUACGAUUGGUGGUUUGUAAACGAUAAAAAGUUCACUGAAGAGUUCAUCAAUGGUACUUCUAAUGAAGUUAGCGGUAACGUAAAGUAUAUCACGCUUCCGAAAGAAUUUUUCGACUAUCCAGAUAAUAUCGAUCGUGGAAAAGCUGCCAAAGUUAGAGAGGAAAUGGGCAAAAAGAAAAUUGCUUAUGGCGCUAGCGAAUCGUAUCGUUUCAUGUGUAGAUUCAAUUCUGGAUUGUUUUACAAGUUACCAGAACUAGCAAAUGUUGAAUACUAUUGGCGUGUGGAACCUUACGUGAAAUUCGGAUGUGAUAUAAACUAUGAUGUAUUCCAGCAUAUGAGACAAAACGACAAAUUAUACGGGUUUGCCAUGGCCAUGGGUGAAGACCAAAAGACGAUCCCGACGUUAUGGGAACAUACGUAUAAGUAUUUUUUCGAAAUGCACCCUGAACUUGUCAGCAAACGAAACAACUUCAAAUUCAUCUCGGACGAUGACGGAGCCACGUAUAACGGAUGUCAUUUUUGGACUAACUUUGAGAUUGCCCAUUUAAAGAUAUUCAAAGACCCGAGUUAUGGGUACGAAUCUUAUUUCCAAUAUUUGGACUCACUUGGUGGGUUUUUCUACGAACGUUGGGGCGAUGCUCCGGUUCAUACGCUUGCAUUUAGUUUGUUACUAGACGUUGACCAAAUCCAUUUUGUACCCGAUACAGGGUACGCACACAAUCCAAAUCAAGAUUGUCCAAGAGAUAACCCGUUGAAAGAAAUAUUGAGAUGCAAUUGCCAAGCCUCAAAAGAUUUCACGUGGCAUCGUUGGAGUUGCGUCAGUAAGUUCUUUGAUGUGAAUGGACUGCAGAGGCCAGAUACCUUAUCACAAGUGAAGAAACACUACUCAUAUUUAUUACCAGAAAAUAAGAAUAUGGACAGGACACAGCCUAUGACAACAGAACUCAAAUAA
Molecule: messenger RNA, 1251 nt
Organism: Kluyveromyces lactis
Lineage: Eukaryota; Fungi; Ascomycota; Saccharomycetes; Saccharomycetales; Saccharomycetaceae
Product: glycosyltransferase family 15 protein
Exons: 1
Coding region: 1-1251 (416 amino acids)
Biological process (GO): protein O-linked glycosylation; protein N-linked glycosylation; cell wall mannoprotein biosynthetic process
Cellular component (GO): Golgi apparatus; membrane
Molecular function (GO): alpha-1,2-mannosyltransferase activity
Source: RefSeq, a predicted model, not a curated record